AAACUUCACUUCCCAGAGACCUUUGCAUUCAUAAUGGCGGAGCGGAUUGCAUUUGUCAGUGAAUAAAUGUUGUUCGUGCGCCCUUCGAUUUGAUAAAGUGAAUGAAGACGUGAGACCAGGGAAGGGGGGGGUCUAUCUUGUGGAAGCCGCGCAGGUUUUUCAGAGAGAGUAACUUUCAGUGCGAUGAAUACGUUCCUUUGCACAGAGCUCCAGAAGGUUUAAUAUAAUUAAUAGAUCUUAUACAUUUGGCGCAAUAUUGAUUUUCUGUUAUGAUGCUUUCUUCUUUUGUCCGAGGUAUUCAUUUAAGCGACAGGCUACGGGGAUUCCCUUUGAAAUGGUCCUGUGUACGCCAAAGGAAAGCUUUUAUAAGGACUUGGGUAUGUUUCAAGUUAGGGCAAGGGUUGAACCGCAAUGAAUCUGUUUUGCACUCUGGAGCAGCCUUUGAAAAUGCGAGGAGGAAGAUCUGGACUCCAAGAGAGUCCCUGAGAGCGAGUAGAUCUGAAAACAGCAACACGCAGGUGUCAGUGCCCAAAAGCCAGAAAGGAGGAGCCUCCUUGUCAGCUGCUCAGAAAGUGAAAGAAGUUGGAAGAGAUUUCACAUACUUAAUUGUGGUGGUGGUUGGAAUCGGCAUUACAGGUGGUUUAUUCUAUGUGAUUUUUAAAGAGUUGUUCUCUUCCUCUAGUCCCAGUAAGAUCUAUGGAGAAGCUUUAGAGAAAUGCAGAGCCCACCCUGAGGUAAUAGGUGUUUUUGGUGAACCCAUAAAAGGUUAUGGUGAAGCAACACGCCGUGGGAGAAGACAGCUUGUCAGUCACAUUGAGUACAUAAAAGAUGGACUGAAAUAUAUGCGCCUAAAAUUCUACAUUGAAGGCUCAGAGAAAGGAAAACAAGGGACAGUUCACCUGGAAGUGAAAGAGAAUCCUGAAAAUGGAAAAUAUGAAUAUCGCUACAUAUUUGUGGAUAUUGAUGUUUACCCUAGAAGAACAAUAAUCGUUGAAGACAAUAGAUAAGAAAACAAUCGGAAGAACUCUCAUUAUAGUGAUUCUUCAGUGCCACAAUAAGCUUAAUAAGUUAACAAAAACGAGAUGGAUGAAAUGAAUGAGACUGGGAAAGUUAUUUUCCAUGUUCAUGUAAUAUCAACAUGCUGGUGGAACAAGUUGGGGUUAUGUCUGAUUCUGUGACUUAAGUACUGAAAGUAGGAAUCAUGUUUUUAAUAGGAAAUGCAGACAGUGUUGACUCACUGCAUACAAAUCGGCAGCAAACUGUGAAAACAACAAAGCUGUCAGAGGACUGUUAACGGUGAUUUUACAAUAAACACAUCAUACACUGCCUUCUAGGGUUUCAGGAUAAAUUUCUCCAUGUAGAUAUGGAUUACAGGACCCUACUGCAAUAAAUAAAACAUGCCAAAUGUGUAGAUGAUCACUGUUGUACUCCUAUGCACAGCAUUUUAAUACAUGUUGUGGCACAGAACUUCUGGUUGGAUGUUAUUUUUAAUAUAAUUCAAAUGGCUGUUUUGAGUAAAACGUGCUUUUAAGGGGAUGGAAAGUGAUAUAUAGAGAUGGGCAUAAGCUGACUUAAAAAUUAAAGUCUGCUACAAAUUUUG
Molecule: messenger RNA, 1600 nt
Organism: Heteronotia binoei (common prickly gecko)
Lineage: Eukaryota; Metazoa; Chordata; Lepidosauria; Squamata; Gekkonidae
Gene: TIMM21
Product: translocase of inner mitochondrial membrane 21
Exons: 6
Coding region: 270-1007 (245 amino acids)
Biological process (GO): protein import into mitochondrial matrix
Cellular component (GO): TIM23 mitochondrial import inner membrane translocase complex
Source: RefSeq, a predicted model, not a curated record